Molecule: messenger RNA, 1712 nt
Organism: Anopheles coustani
Lineage: Eukaryota; Metazoa; Arthropoda; Insecta; Diptera; Culicidae
Product: fumarate hydratase, mitochondrial-like
Exons: 3
Coding region: 104-1615 (503 amino acids)
Biological process (GO): fumarate metabolic process; tricarboxylic acid cycle; malate metabolic process
Cellular component (GO): mitochondrion; tricarboxylic acid cycle heteromeric enzyme complex
Molecular function (GO): fumarate hydratase activity
Source: RefSeq, a predicted model, not a curated record
UUUCUCAUAAUUUGGCAGCGAAAGUACCGCAUUUACAAAGUCAACAAAGUUUGCUGCUCCCCCGGACGGAGGUACUACUGGACUAACUAGGACGAAGGGAAAAAUGUUUCACGUGUCGCGUUUUGUCCUGCGUGGCCAGGCCCAGCUGAAGUCCUGCGCUCGGUUGGCCGCUUUCCAGUCCAGCCGCCACAUUAGCACCAGUCGCCCGGCAAGCAAAGAUGUUGGCCAUCGCACCGAGUCGGACACUUUCGGUGAGCUGCAGGUACCGAACGAUAAAUACUAUGGCGCCCAAACGGUCCGUUCUACGAUGAACUUCCCGAUCGGAGGCCCGACCGAGCGUAUGCCCCAGCCCGUUAUCACUGCCAUGGGGAUCCUAAAGAAGGCGGCCGCCCUCGUGAACAAGGAGUACGGCUUGGACCCGAAGAUCGCCGAUGCGAUCUCUCAGGCCGCAGAUGACGUUAUCUCCGGCAAGCUGUACGACGACCACUUCCCGUUGGUCAUCUGGCAGACCGGUUCGGGUACGCAAACGAACAUGAACGUGAACGAGGUGAUCAGCAACCGAGCGAUUGAGCUGCUCGGUGGAACACUCGGCUCCAAGACACCCGUCCAUCCGAACGACCACGUCAAUAAGUCGCAAUCGUCGAACGAUACGUUCCCAACCGCCAUUCACGUGUCGGUUGCGCGCGAGCUGACGGGAAAUCUACGUCCUGCCAUCCAGACGCUGCACGAUGCGCUCCAGGCAAAGUCGAACGAAUUCAAGGAUAUCAUUAAGAUUGGUCGCACGCACACGCAGGAUGCUGUCCCGUUGACGCUAGGGCAGGAAUUCAGUGGUUAUGUGCAGCAGAUGGCCUUCGCUCUCGAUCGCAUCGAGGCUGUGCUGCCACGCGUCUAUAUGCUGGCCAUCGGAGGAACGGCCGUCGGUACCGGGCUGAACACGCGCGUCGGAUUCGCCGAGAAGGUGGCGGCCAAGAUUGGCGAACUUACUGGACUGCCGUUCGUAUCGGCACCGAACAAAUUCGAAGCGCUAGCCGCGCGCGACGCAAUGGUGGAGGUUUCUGGCUGUCUGAACACGAUCGCCGUGAGCUGCAUGAAGAUUGCGAACGACAUUCGAUUCCUUGGCUCUGGUCCGCGGUGCGGCCUGGGCGAGCUAAGUCUUCCCGAGAACGAACCCGGUAGCUCGAUUAUGCCGGGCAAAGUCAAUCCGACCCAAUGCGAAGCGAUGACGAUGGUGUGUGCUCAGGUGAUGGGCAACAAUGUGGCGGUUACUGUUGGUGGCUCAAAUGGACACUUUGAGCUGAAUGUUUUCAAGCCGUUGGUCGUCUCGAAUGUGCUACGAUCGAUCCGACUUUUGUCGGACAGCGCGCGUACGUUCACGAAGAACUGCGUGGUUGGCAUCGAAGCGAAUCGGGCCAACAUUGACAAGAUCAUGAACGAAUCGCUAAUGUUGGUGACCGCUCUGAACCCACACAUCGGCUACGAUAAGGCUGCCAAGAUCGCCAAAACGGCGCACAAGGAGGGAACGACCCUGAAACAGGCCGCCCUCAAGUUGGGCUACCUGACCGAGCAGCAAUUUGCCGAGUGGGUACGCCCGGAGAACAUGCUUGGCCCGAAGUAAAAGGAAGCUCAGGUCAGCUUCUGACGUAUGGAAUGGCGCAAUGUUUUGGAAAAUCACAUCAGUUUGAAUAGGAAGAAGGCGUUAUUUAUUUACAACA